AUGGAGAAAGGAAAUUAUUCACUAGUCACUGAGUUCAUUCUCACAGGGCUGACAGACCAGCCAGAGCUCCAACUACCUCUCUUGUUCCUGUUCCUAGGAAUUUAUGUGGUCACUACAGUGGGGAACCUGGGCAUGAUCAUAUUGAUUAGACUCAGUUCUCAUCUUCACACCCCCAUGUACUAUUUCCUGUGCUGUUUGUCCUUCAUAGAUCUCUGUCAAUCAACUGUCAUCACACCUAAAAUGCUGGUGAACUUUGUGUCAGAGAAAAACACUAUCUCCUACCCUGCAUGCAUGACCCAAUUCUGCUUUUUUGCCUUUUUUGCAAUUUCUGAAUGUUUCAUGUUGGCUGCUAUGGCAUAUGACCGCUAUGUCGCCAUAUGCUAUCCCCUUCGUUACAGUCUUAUAAUGUCUUAUCAAAUGUGUUCAUGGUUGGUGAUUUGGGUCUAUGUACUGGCCCUGGUUGAGGCCACAGUUGACACUGGAUGCUUGUUUAGAGUGUUCUUCUGCAAAGAAAAUGCCAUCAACAAUUACUUCUGUGAUAUCCAUUCAAUCUUGAAGCUCUCAUGCUCUAAUAUCUAUAUCAAUGAAGUGGUGGUCCUGUCCUUCAGCAUAUUUAAUAUCAUUUUCCCAACAUUAAUCAUUUUUUCCUCUUAUGUUUUCAUCAUUGCUAGCAUUUUAAAAAUUCCAUCUAUUGAAGGCAGAUCAAAAGCCUUCAGUACCUGCAGUUCCCACCUUGCAGCAGUUGGUGUCUUCUUUGGCUCUGCGGCAUUCAUGUACCUGCAGCCAGCUUCAGUCAGCUCCAUGGAUCAGGGGAAAGUGUCUUCUGUGUUUUACACUAUCAUUGUGCCCAUGUUAAACCCUCUCAUCUAUAGUCUGAGAAAUAAGGAUGUCAAAAUUGCCUUGAAGAAAGUGAUAAAAAAGAACAUUUUCUUGUAA
This is a messenger RNA of Antechinus flavipes (yellow-footed antechinus), 936 nucleotides long. Its product is annotated as olfactory receptor 146-like. Gene Ontology annotation, biological process: G protein-coupled receptor signaling pathway; sensory perception of smell. The record is from RefSeq and is a predicted model, not a curated record. Gene Ontology annotation, molecular function: G protein-coupled receptor activity; olfactory receptor activity; odorant binding. Bases 1 to 936 code for a protein of 311 amino acids. The transcript has a single exon. Gene Ontology annotation, cellular component: membrane. NCBI's taxonomy places the organism in Eukaryota, Metazoa, Chordata, Mammalia, Dasyuromorphia, Dasyuridae.